AUGUUGGCUUCAGGCCCAGCCUUUGAAGUUCAAGAUCUCUAUGAGUUCAGGCCUAGGUUCAGUAACUGUCCUUCCUUUUUGGCUGCUGCUUUAGCCAGAGCCACAUCAGAUGAAGUCCUUCAGAGUGAUCUUUCUGCACAUUAUAUCCCAAAGGAAACAGAAGGCACAGAAGGGUCUGUGGAGAUUGAGACAGUGAAAUUGGCCCGUUCUGUCUUCAGCAAACUACACGAGAUUUGCUGCAGCUGGGUGAAAGAGUUCCCUCUCCGCAGGAGACCCCAGCUUUAUUAUGAGACAUCAAUCCAUGCCAUCAAAAACAUGCGCAGGAAAAUGGAGGACAAACAUGUCUGCAUUCCUGACUUUAACAUGCUCUUCAACCUAGAGGACCAGGAAGAACAAGCUUACUUUGCAGUGUUUGAUGGCCAUGGGGGAGUAGAUGCUGCCAUCUAUGCCUCCAUUCACCUACAUGUUAACUUAGUACGGCAGGAGAUGUUUCCCCAUGAUCCUGCUGAGGCUCUGUGCCGGGCCUUCCGGGUCACUGAUGAGCGGUUUGUACAGAAGGCAGCCAGAGAGAGCUUAAGAUGUGGGACCACAGGAGUGGUGACUUUUAUCAGAGGCAACAUGCUACAUGUGGCUUGGGUGGGCGAUUCCCAGGUUAUGCUUGUGAGAAAGGGCCAAGCUGUUGAACUAAUGAAACCACACAAACCAGACAGAGAGGAUGAAAAGCAGCGAAUUGAGGCCCUUGGAGGUUGUGUAGUCUGGUUUGGUGCCUGGAGAGUAAAUGGAAGUCUAUCAGUCUCCAGAGCUAUAGGUAGGAAAAACAUUAAUUUUGUUUCUCUGUUGUCUUAAAUUUGAUAUGAGGGAGCCUGAG
Castor canadensis (American beaver) is the source of this 868-nucleotide messenger RNA. The record is from RefSeq and is a predicted model, not a curated record. NCBI's taxonomy places the organism in Eukaryota, Metazoa, Chordata, Mammalia, Rodentia, Castoridae.